GCUUCUUUUCCCCGUUCUGAAUCCUUGACUGGGUGUGUCAAUCAGUUUUUCAGAGCCGCGUGAAGUAUUCAUGCCAGUGCUCAUAGACGUCGGGUCUACUGUGUAUGUAAUUCAUGACUGCGCGUAAUAUAAGAGGUCCUCUCCUCUUUUUCUAGCUUUUGCUUUCUUUUCCCUCCCGUUUCCUGCUCUCUUUCUCUUUAUCAUUUUUCAUCCCCAGAUCUCUGAACUAAUUUCCGAUCAUCAGAACCACCUUCCUUAUCAUCAAAAUUUGCCUCUAAAUUCAUUGACGAUUUCUCCAAAUCUAGUAGCUUUUCUCUUGUCGGGUUCCACAUACAUAGAUCUAUAUAGAACUGGUGGUCACCUGUUGGACCACUAUCGCGAAACCUUGGCUGACUAACUUUGGGCUCAUACAUAUCAAAAGAGGAGGAAAGAGACAUAAAAGAACACAUAAUUUAGAGGUGAGAAGAUGACUCCAGCUAAUAACAUGUCCGGGCAGUUUGGAGAUACAACUUACACCAAAGUGUUUGUUGGUGGCUUGGCUUGGGAGACUCAGAAGGAGACCAUGAAAAAGUACUUUGAGCAGUUUGGUGAGAUCUUAGAGGCUGUGGUAAUCACUGAUAAGAUCAGUGGAAGAUCCAAAGGCUAUGGAUUUGUAACUUUUCGCGAACCUGAGGCAGCCACGAGAGCUUGUUUUGAUGCUGCUCCUGUAAUUGAUGGAAGGAGGGCAAAUUGCAAUCUUGCUUCUUUGGGAGUUCAAAGAUCUAAGCCAUCGACCCCAAAACAUGGAGGCAGAAACUUUAGGGUAAUGAGCUCUUUUCAGACAGCGCUUCAGGCAAGCGGAAUGGGAACAGCUUUUCCUUCUGCAGCAGCGUUCCCUCAUUAUGCCAUCCAACAAGGGAUACCUUAUAAUGUUUUUGGGUACUCUUCAUACUCGCCAGAUUAUAAUUAUCCCGCG
Ilex paraguariensis (yerba mate) is the source of this 955-nucleotide messenger RNA. The record is from the annotation of a GenBank genome assembly. NCBI's taxonomy places the organism in Eukaryota, Viridiplantae, Streptophyta, Magnoliopsida, Aquifoliales, Aquifoliaceae.